Messenger RNA from Belonocnema kinseyi, 654 nucleotides. RefSeq lists its product as uncharacterized. Lineage: Eukaryota; Metazoa; Arthropoda; Insecta; Hymenoptera; Cynipidae. Bases 79 to 390 code for a protein of 103 amino acids. The record is from RefSeq and is a predicted model, not a curated record. The transcript is spliced from 4 exons.
AAAUAACAAUCAAGUCCAAUGCAUAUAAAAGUCGGAACUUCCUUUGAAGAAGAGCACAUUUGAAGUCAAUCCAUCAAAAUGUUCAAGGUAUUCGUAUUCAUCACUCUCUGCGUUGCCGUGUUGGCCCAUAAGGGCGAACGCUCUCGCAAGCCAGAGCCCUCAGGCCCUCCUACAGAUGAAGGACAAGAAAGUUUAGUAGAUUCACCUCACCUCAGAGUUGCCCGUCAAAUGCCUUCGAUGCCUGGAGACAUGAACCCAGCACAAUUUCCGUCAAUGAUGACGGAUAUGGCUAAACAAGGAUUCGAUGCCGCUGCUAAAGCCAUGGACCCUAAUACAUGGAUGGGUGAAAUGAACCAAAUGACCAAAAUGAUACCACAAACUGGCAAAUAAAUCAUUUACUAUGGGAUCAUAUUAUGGAUUUGGAAUAUAUUCGGACUUAGAAUAAAAAAGAGACAUUAUUAUCAGCUUUCACCUAUAGAAGAAAUUUUAAACAAUUAUGCACUACGCUACAGAUUUCGCCUUAUAAAUUACAAAAUAUGAGAAUAGUUCAGCGGUAUGAAAAAAUGUGAGAAUUCUUUGGACAGCAAAGUAGAAAAUUACUUUGUACUAUCUGUAGUGUAAAUGAAAAACACUAAAUACCAAUUUUUAAAUUUA